AUGGCUGUGCGAGCCAAUAGGAGCACGGGAUCGCCACCGCCCCCUGGCGUGUGCCUCGCGUCACGCACGCCGCUGAGGGGGGCGCGUGCGCAGAGUCCCCUCAGAGGCGCUCGGGCAGGAGGAGCUGAGGGGGGGAGGACAGAGGAGGGGCGGGGGACGGACCGUGACCCGGAGCCGUGGCGUCUGGGGCUGGUGAUGGUGCCUGGGACCGGCCCUGAGGCGGCCUCGCUGACGGGCUCCCGCUUGCAUGCUGCCCUCUGCCGCCCGCCCCGUGAGCAGAGAGGAUUUGAGAACCGGGCCUGUCUGGAACGUGUUCAGCAGACCGAGCCCCUGUGCCUGCCGGGGAGGACCCGACCCGCGGGACACCGGGACAGCGGGAGGCGUCUAGUCGGACACCGGGCACGGCACAUUGAUCGCCGAGAGCCAACUGGGCAGCACCGGGGACGGAAGAUCCAAGCACCGGGAGCCGUCCAGGCAGCACCGGGGCACGCACGGUCCGGCCGCCGGGAGCCGUCCAGGCGGGACCCGAGCCCGUCCACUCAUCGGGAGGCCUUCCGGGCGACACCGGCGUGCUGCCCGCCCCUGGCCUGGCUGCUGGUGGGGCUGAGCGUGCCGGCGCCAUGCCGGAGCCAGCUGCACGGCGAGAAGGGCAUCUCCAUCCCCGACCACGGCUUCUGCCAACCCAUCUCCAUCCCCCUCUGCACAGACAUCGCCUACAACCAGACCAUCAUGCCCAACCUGCUGGGUCACACCAACCAGGAGGACGCGGGCUUGGAGGUCCACCAGUUCUACCCCCUGGUCAAGGUCCAGUGCUCGCUGGAGCUCAAGUUCUUCCUCUGCUCCAUGUACGCCCCGGUGUGCACGGUGCUGGAGCAGGCCAUCCCGCCCUGCCGCUCCAUCUGCGAGCGGGCACGCCAGGGCUGCGAGGCCCUGAUGAACAAAUUCGGCUUCCAGUGGCCGGAGCGGUUGCGUUGCGAGAACUUUCCCCGGCACGGCGCCGAGCAGAUCUGCGUGGGGCAGAACCACUCGGAAGACGGGGGCUCGCCUGCCCUGCUCACCAGUGCCACGCCGCUGGCCGGCCAGGGCACGCCGGGUGCCCCUCGCUACGCCACCCUCGACCACCCCUUUCACUGCCCGCGGGCGCUGAAGGUGCCCAGCUACCUCAACUACAAGUUCUUGGGGGAGAAGGACUGCGCGGCGCCCUGCGAGCCCACCCGUCCCGACGGCCACAUGUUCUUCAACGAGGAUGAGAUCCGUUUCGCCCGGAUUUGGAUCCUCAUCUGGUCCGUCCUGUGCUGCGCCUCCACCUUCUUCACCGUCACCACCUACCUGGUGGACAUGCAGCGUUUCCGCUACCCCGAGCGCCCCAUCAUCUUCCUCUCGGGGUGCUACACCAUGGUGUCCGUGGCCUACAUCGCCGGCUUCGUGCUGGAGGAGCGGGUGGUCUGCAACGAGCGUUUCCAGGAGGACGGCUACCGCACCGUGGUGCAGGGCACCAAGAAGGAGGGCUGCACCAUCCUCUUCAUGAUGCUGUACUUCUUCAGCAUGGCCAGCUCGAUCUGGUGGGUCAUCCUCUCCCUCACCUGGUUCCUGGCUGCCGGGAUGAAGUGGGGCCACGAAGCCAUCGAGGCCAACUCCCAGUACUUCCACUUGGCUGCCUGGGCCGUGCCGGCCGUCAAGACCAUCACCAUCCUGGCCAUGGGGCAGAUCGACGGGGACCUGCUGAGCGGCGUCUGCUUCGUGGGCCUCAACAACAUCGACCCUCUCCGGGGCUUCGUGUUGGCCCCGCUCUUUGUCUACCUCUUCAUCGGGACCUCCUUCCUCCUGGCCGGCUUCGUCUCCCUCUUCCGCAUCCGCACCAUCAUGAAACACGGCGGGACCAAAACGGAGAAGCUGGAGAGGUUGAUGGUUCGGAUCGGGGUCUUCAGCGUCCUCUACACCGUCCCGGCCACCAUCGUCAUCGCCUGCUACUUCUACGAGCAGGCGUUCCGCGAGCACUGGGAGCGCAGCUGGAUCAGCCAGAACUGCAAGAGCUUGGCCAUCCCCUGCCCCCUCCACUUCACCCCCCGCAUGACCCCCGACUUCACCGUCUACAUGAUCAAGUAUCUCAUGACUCUCAUCGUGGGCAUCACCUCCGGAUUUUGGAUAUGGUCGGGGAAAACCCUCCACUCCUGGAGGAAGUUCUACACGCGACUCACCAACAGCAAGCAGGGCGAGACCACGGUGUGACCCUCCCCACCCCCCCAGCCUGCCCGCCGUCGCCCUUCAGCUUGGUUAUUUUGGGGGGGGGGUUGGUUUAUUAUAUAUUUUUUAUUUUUAGAUUUAUUAACGUCUAAGGGGUGUCUCUCUUUUUUCUCUUUGAUUUUUUUUUUUUUUUUUUGUAAUUAAACCUGUAAAUAGCAUUUGUAAAUUUAAUUAUAUAUUCCUAUUUAAAGCAUGGAAA
Molecule: messenger RNA, 2443 nt
Organism: Calypte anna (Anna's hummingbird)
Lineage: Eukaryota; Metazoa; Chordata; Aves; Apodiformes; Trochilidae
Gene: FZD2
Product: frizzled class receptor 2
Biological process (GO): non-canonical Wnt signaling pathway; canonical Wnt signaling pathway
Cellular component (GO): plasma membrane
Molecular function (GO): Wnt-protein binding; Wnt receptor activity
Source: RefSeq, a predicted model, not a curated record